Molecule: messenger RNA, 3054 nt
Organism: Urocitellus parryii (Arctic ground squirrel)
Lineage: Eukaryota; Metazoa; Chordata; Mammalia; Rodentia; Sciuridae
Source: RefSeq, a predicted model, not a curated record
GGGGCCGUGCUWCGAGCCGGCGCCCGGUGGCCGCCGGAGCUGCAGCCGCGAGCGUGCGGCACGCGCCGGCCGCCUGCCCGAACCCGGUCCCGUGUACCCGGCCCUCGACCCCCGCCGACCGAGCCGCGCGCGCCUGCCCUGUCUCCUCAGUUGCAUUUGACGAUUUUUUUUUUUUUUUGCACGCAUUCAUUUUCUGUUCCAUUUAGUCCUUUCUAAGGCGGCGGCGGCAGCGAGAGCGGCGAACGCUUGGGGCGGGGAGGGGGCGGCUGGAGGAUGCGGCGCGGGACUGCGCUCACUACGCCCGCUGCUGCUGCCCGGCUCAGGCCGGAGCGCCGAACAGGAUCCCAAGUGAUGGUGGUUUACAUGGAGGAUGAAUUGAACGCUGCGCGACUGGCUAGCACGGGGGCGGUGGUCUCUGUGCCUGCAGGUGGGCGGGCGUGAAGCUUAGGAUCUCAGAGUUUCAACCCAAGAGGAAGCAUGUCUAAAAAAGGCCGGAGCAAGGGCGAGAAGCCCGAGAUGGAGACGGAUGCAGUACAGAUGGCCAAUGAGGAGCUGCGGGCCAAACUGACCAACAUUCAGAUUGAGUUCCAGCAGGAAAAGAGCAAGGUGGGCAAGCUGCGCGAGCGGCUGCAGGAGGCCAAGCUGGAGCGCGAGCAAGAGCAGCGGCGGCACACUGCUUACAUCUCGGAGCUCAAGGCCAAGCUGCACGAGGAGAAGACCAAGGAGCUGCAGGCGCUGCGCGAGGUGCUCAUCCGGCAGCACGAGCAGGAGGCGGCCCGCACCGCCAAGAUCAAGGAGGGUGAGCUGCAGAGGCUGCAGGCCACGCUGAACGUGCUGCGCGACGGCGCGGCUGACAAGGUCAAGACCGCGCUGCUGGCUGAGGCUCGUGAGGAGGCGCGCAGAGCCUUCGACGGAGAGCGUCAGCGGCUGCAGCAGGAGAUCCUGGAGCUCAAGGCGGCGCGCAAGCAGGCGGAGGAAGCACUCAGCAACUGCAUGCAGGCCGACAAGGCCAAGGCAGCAGACCUGCGGGCUGCCUACCAGGCACACCAGGAGGAGGUGCACCGCAUCAAGCGCGAGUGCGAGCGGGACAUCCGCAGGCUGAUGGAUGAGAUCAAAGGCAAAGACCGGGUGAUUCUGGCCCUGGAGAAGGAGCUGGGUGUGCAAGCCGGCCAGGCCCAGAGGCUGCUUCUGCAGAAGGAGGCUUUGGAUGAGCAGCUGGUCCAGGUCAAAGAGGCUGAGCGCCAUCACAGCAGUCCAAAGAGGGAGCUCCCGCCUGGCAUUGGGGACAUGGCGGAACUCAUGGGGGGCCAGGAUCAACAUAUGGAUGAGCGAGACGUGAGGCGAUUUCAACUAAAAAUUGCUGAACUGAAUUCCGUCAUACGGAAGCUGGAGGACAGAAACGCCCUGUUGGCAGAUGAGCGGAGUGAACUGUUGAAACGGUCCCGUGAGACCGAGGUACAGCUAAAGCCACUGGUGGAGAAGAACAAGCGGAUGAACAAGAAGAAUGAGGACCUGCUACAGAGUAUCCAGAGGAUGGAGGAGAAAAUCAAGAAUCUCACAAGGGAAAACGUGGAAAUGAAAGAAAAGCUGUCGGCCCAAGCCUCCUUGAAGCGUCACACGUCCCUGAACGACCUCAGCCUAACCAGGGACGAACAGGAGAUCGAGUUCCUGAGGCUCCAGGUGCUGGAGCAGCAGCACGUCAUUGACGACCUCUCGCUGGAGAGGGAACGGCUCCUGCGCUCCAAGAGGCAUCGAGGGAAAAGCUUGAAGCCACCUAAGAAGCAUGUUGUGGAGACAUUUUUUGGAUUUGAUGAGGAGUCUGUGGACUCAGAAACGCUGUCAGAGACCUCCUACAACACAGACAGGACGGACAGGACCCCAGCCACUCCCGAGGAGGACUUGGAUGACACCACGACCAGAGAAGAGGCUGACCUACGGUUCUGCCAGCUGACCCGGGAGUACCAGGCCCUGCAGCGGGCCUAUGCCCUGCUUCAGGAGCAGGUGGGGGGCACGCUGGACGCCGAGCGGGAGGCCCGGACUCGGGAGCAGCUGCAGGCUGAUCUGCUGAGGUGUCAGGCCAAAAUCGAAGACUUGGAGAAGUUGCUGGUUGAGAAAGGACAGGAUUCCACGUGGGUGGAGGAGAAGCAGCUGCUCAUCAGAACAAACCAAGACUUGCUGGAAAAGAUUUACAGGCUGGAAAUGGAGGAGAACCAGCUGAAGAGCGAAAUGCAAGAUGCGAAGGAUCAGAACGAGCUGUUAGAGUUCAGAGUGCUAGAGCUCGAAGAGAGAGAGCGGAGGUCGCCAGCCUUUAACCUCCAAAUCACCACCUUCCCCGAGAACAACAGCAGCGCCCUCCAGCUGUUCUGUCACCAGGAAGGAGUUAAGGAUGUGAAUGUUUCUGAACUUAUGAAGAAACUAGAUAUCCUUGGCGAUAACGGGAAUUUGAGAAAUGAAGAACAGGUUGCAAUAAUCCAGGCUGGAACUGUGCUUGCCCUGUGUGAAAAGUGGCUGAAGCAGAUAGAGGGAACCGAGGCAGCUCUGACCCAGAAGAUGCUGGACCUGGAGAAGGAGAAGGACCUGUUCAGCAGGCAGAAGGGCUACCUGGAGGAGGAGCUGGACUACAGGAAGCAAGCCCUCGACCAGGCUUACCUGAAAAUCCAGGACCUGGAGGCCACGCUGUACAAUGCCCUGCAGCAGGAGCCGGGCCGGAUGGCCAGCGAGGCGCUGAGCGCUGGCCAGCGUGAGGACCUGCAGGCCGCUGUGGAGAAGGUGCGCCGGCAGAUCCUGAGACAGAGCCGCGAGUUUGACAGCCAGAUCCUGCGUGAGCGCAUGGAGCUGCUGCAGCAGGCACAGCAGAGAAUACGGGACUUGGAGGACAAACUUGAGCUUCAGAAGCGGCAGCUGAAGGAGCUGGAGGAAAAGUUUUUGUUCCUUUUUUUGUUUUUCUCACUAGCAUUCAUUCUGUGGCCUUGACGACUCCAGUGAGCCAGGAACUCGGGAUAUAAAAAGAGUUUAUGGAAUGAGCUGAGUCCUGCGGCAGCCCCAACCCUACUC